AUAAUAAACUUGUGUUGGUAUAAUCAAAAUUGUUGUAAGUUAUAGUUAAAAUUAAAAUAUAAUACAGAUAAAUAACAAAUUAAAUAGAUUAAAGAUUAUUAAAAUGUGUGACAAUCCAGUACACAGUGUGACCUUUAAUUACAAAAUCUAACCAUAAAAGUGUCAGUUUUUAGAGAUGUUUCUAUAAAUUAUUAGUGAAAAUGUACCCAUAAUAAAAACAUAUUUAAUAAUAAACUAAAAUUAAACUAAACUGUUAUAACAGAAGACAUGUGACAUUUUGACAUCUCAUUAAUAUUAUUUUAUUUACCUUUAGAAGUUGUGAUUGGGCAAUGGGAAAAUGUAAUAACAACCAUCAACAUUUAAUAUAUGUCAAUCAAAAAUUAAAUUAAUUUUCUCUCAAUAAUUAUUAAUAUCUUGACCCUUGUUCAAUCAUCAUCUUAAUGUUACUUGAUGCAUUUUAAUUAAUUACAACUAUUGGAUCUUUACUUAAACUCCUACGUAAUUUUAAAAUGGGGAUGAAACCAUUAUAUAUAAGACCAACAACGGUUGAAAAUAAUCAGUUCAUCUACUUUCUGCAGACCAUAUCCUUACCAAUUUAAAUAUUCAUUCAAGAAUACAAUGAAGAUCAGUGUACAUUUGAGUAUACUCCUCUUAACAUUAGUCAUCAAAAUUGUAAUAGCCAAUGCUAACCUACAACUACCUUCACGACAAUAUUGUGGUUCUAGUUUGGCAAACAUAAUGCAAAUUGUAUGUAAAAACAAAUACAAUGGUCCAUCACAUGGAAAAAAACGAAAUGAGAUUGAUUCAGAUGUAUUGGAUUAUAAAGACCUAGAAGACUAUAAUGCAAUUGACUACCCAUACCAAUCAAGACAAGAAGCAAUGUUAUUUAUGCCCACACGUAUAGUACGCUCUUCUAAAAGAACUAUUAUCGACGAAUGUUGCCGCAGACCCUGUUUAAUAUCUGAACUAAAAAGUUAUUGUGCUAAUCAAGAUUAAUAGAUUUAAGUGUUUUUAGAUGUUAAAUAAAGUUUAAAUAUUAUUAUA
Molecule: messenger RNA, 1044 nt
Organism: Aphis gossypii (cotton aphid)
Lineage: Eukaryota; Metazoa; Arthropoda; Insecta; Hemiptera; Aphididae
Product: LIRP
Exons: 3
Coding region: 619-996 (125 amino acids)
Cellular component (GO): extracellular region
Molecular function (GO): hormone activity
Source: RefSeq, a predicted model, not a curated record